Molecule: messenger RNA, 379 nt
Organism: Paraglomus occultum
Lineage: Eukaryota; Fungi; Glomeromycota; Glomeromycetes; Paraglomerales; Paraglomeraceae
Source: the annotation of a GenBank genome assembly
CGACCAACACCAUAUCGAUAUGAGUUGUAUAGUAAUUGACUGCCAUAUCCUCUACGCGGGAAUCAGAAUACGACUACCACAACUCCACAUCGCAAGAGGCGAGCUUUUCUCUUCAAAGUUUCUUGUACAGAACCGGGGCAUGGGAGCGGUAGAACAAGAAACUACCUCGCUAUGGAGACAGUUUAAAUUCAUGUCCAGGACAAGGGGGUCGACUACAAACAGGGGUUUUACGUUCGAGGCUACUGCCGGUGAGCCCCUUGAUAAACGUAUGACCUGCAUUGACUACGAGGUUUACAGGUACCGUCUUCGUCGAGCAGCAUCGAUGAUGCCUAUAAUAUUUAAGCCCGUCUACAGUUCUCGUGUGGUCUCCUAUCUACAG